Psylliodes chrysocephalus is the source of this 3359-nucleotide messenger RNA. NCBI's taxonomy places the organism in Eukaryota, Metazoa, Arthropoda, Insecta, Coleoptera, Chrysomelidae. The record is from the annotation of a GenBank genome assembly.
AUCUAAGUUUCUACCUUAGACUAAAUCUAUAAAAAUAAGAAAAUCUGAAACAAAAACUAAACACAAAAAUUCUCAUUUCGAAAACGGUUCUGUAAAUUACUUGUUUACGACCGAGACAAAACAUAAACAUCGUAUUUAUUAGAUGAAAAAACUGCGCAGAUUGAACCCCGCUUUUCGUCUUUGAUUUUUAUGGAUGAUCAAUCUAUAUAACUAUAAAACAUUGGGUUGUGAUGCGAACGCACCUACUCCAAUAGAAUAUGGAGCUAGAUUAAACGAAUGAAGCCUAGUAGCGGUCCUCUUUGACGUUUGAAGGUUCUGUUUUUUUAUUGACAUUGACAUUUUGAGAAAGUGCUAGUCAUUUUAUAUGAAAGGAAUUAAUUCAUUUCUAUAUUCAAUAGUUUUUGUGUAAAAAAUCAAACGAGCAUAAAAAUGGUGCUUGAAAGUACUAUGAUAUGUGUGGACAACAGUGAUUACAUGAGAAAUGGAGAUUUCCUACCCAGCAGAUUACAAGCCCAGCAAGAUGCCGUAAAUUUAGUGUGUCACUCUAAAACAAGAUCUAAUCCAGAAAAUAAUGUUGGUUUGCUGACUUUAGCAAAAGUGGAAGUAUUGGCAACUUUAACAAGUGAUGUGGGCCGUAUUUUAUCUAAGCUGCACCAGGUUCAACCACACGGUGAAAUAAAUUUACACACUGGAAUAAGAAUAGCUCACUUGGCUCUCAAACAUCGUCAAGGAAAAAAUCACAAAAUGCGUAUUGUAGCUUUUGUAGGCAGUCCUGUAGCUAGUGAAGAAAAAGAGUUAGUUAAACUAGCUAAAAAACUUAAGAAAGAGAAAGUUAAUGUUGAUGUUGUCAGCUUUGGAGAAGAUGGUUCUAAUGCAGAUGCUCUUACAACUUUUGUCAAUACUCUAAAUGGUAAAGAUGGUACUAGUAGUCAUUUAGUAACUGUCCCUCCAGGUCCUCAUUUAUCUGAUGCCUUGAUUUCUUCACCAAUUAUUCAAGGAGAAGAUGGUAGUGGUGCAAAUAUAGGAGGUUCUGGAUUUGAAUUUGGAGUAGAUCCUAAUGAAGAUCCUGAAUUAGCUCUUGCCCUUCGUGUGUCCAUGGAAGAGCAAAGGCAAAGACAGGAGGAUGAUGCACGUAAAGCUAAAGAUGUAUCUAGUACUGAGGCUGGUAUAAAAUCUGAGGUAAUUAAGGAAGAACCUAAUGAAGAGGUUCUAUUAGAGAGAGCUUUAGCAAUGUCUAUGGAGCAAGGUGAUGACCAGAAUGUAACCAUCACUAGACCUUCUGUUGAUUUUGCUAACAUGACUGAAGAAGAACAAAUUGCUUUUGCUAUGCAAAUGUCUAUGCAAGAUGCACAAGAAAGUUCAGCCAGUGCAUCUGCUUCAAAAGAUGAACCUAUGGAAGUCGAAGGGGAUGAAGACUAUUCUGAAGUUAUGAAUGAUCCUGCCUUUCUACAAAGUGUUUUAGAAAAUUUACCUGGUGUUGAUCCUCAGUCGGAAGCAAUUCGCCAAGCUGUCGGAAGUCUUAAGGACAAAAAAAAAGAUGACAAAUCGGAUGAUAAACAGAAAAAAUAGAUUAGUUCAUAUUAGUUUUCUCUAUUUGAUUAUAUUUACAAUUUAAAUUUCUUUCAAUAAUAAUAAAUGUUUGUAUGCUUCAAAAGUAAUUUUUAUUAAAAUUUCUUAAGAUUUAUUGUUUUUGAUAUCUAGGCAAUAUAUUGGAUACAAAUUUUAAUGUUUUUUUUUUAAGUUUUAAGGUGAAAACUGAUAUUUUUAUAAGGAGCUUGGUUUUAAAAAAUGGCAGUUGGCAUUAAAGUCUACGAAAUUAAGUUACCAACUGAUUUUUUUUUAAGUUUAUGAGGCUCAAGUCAAUAAUUUUAGGCGUCUUGUUAUAUUGUAGGCUUUGUAAUUGCUUCUCAGCACCACUUUAGCAGUAGCCAUAAAAAUUUAAAAAUGAUAUCAAGUGAGUAACUCAUGUUGCAAAAAAUAUGCAGGGAUAUAUUACUAAUCUAUUCAAGUAUUGUAUAUUUCCAUAGUGGCUGAAAGCUUGCAUCCAAAAGUGAGUUACCUUUGAGUCAAUAUUAAUUUUAAAACAAAUGUGUCAUUAUCAUUAAUUGAAUCCUAUUUAAAAAAUUGAUAUCAGACUGUAGCCUACAAUAAUUGCAAGUCUGACUUUAAUCUAAUUAAACAUAGUGUUCCACAAGGCUCUGUUCUUGGCCCUCUGUUAUUUAUCAUUUAUAUUAAUGACUUGCCUAGUUUUAUACGACCUUAUAAUUAUGUAUUGUUUGCAGAUGAUACGUCUUACAUCUACUCUGAUAAAAAUGUCUCAAAUCCUAUGAAGAUUUCUAACGACAGAUUCUAAAUCGAAAUUGUGGUUUAUGGCCAACAAACUUCAAUUAAAUGAGGACAAUACAGAAAGUCUUUACUUUUCUAAUAAUAUUCCUAGAGUGAGUUCAGAUAGUGUUAAUCUACUUUGGUAUAUAUAGAUAGUAACAUAUCUUGGUGUGAUCACGUGGAUCAUCUAAGAAAUAAAUUGGCUAGCCCCCUUUUUAUCCGUCAGUUAAAGAAUAUUACAAGUUUUCAAACUCUAAAAACAACAUAUUUUGGUCUGUUUCACUCCCACAUCGGCUAUGGAAUUAUUCUCUGGGGCAACUCUGUUGGUGCAGCUGAGAUCUUUAAGUUGCAUAAAAGAGCAAUAAGGCUAUUAGCUAGUGUGGGUUUUCGUGAACAUUGUCAACCGUUGUUUAAAAAAACUUCAUAUAAUGCAUCUGCCAACAUUAUAUCUAUUUGCUGUUUUGACUGAAAUUCACAGACAGAGUAAUAGUUUAACAAGACAAUCCGAUUUGCACAAUAUUAUGAUACUAGACAGGCAGACAAUAUUUGAACUAAUCAUUUUUGUUUAACCAAGUCAAAGAAUAAUUCGCUGGGCUAUAGCAUAUACAAUCUAUUACCCCAAGAUCUCAAAACGCCUGGUACUAAUCAGUUUAAAAAGCAAUUAAAAGCAUUUUUGUUGAGUUAUUGCUUCUACUCUGUCAAUGAAUACGUGAAGCACUUAUGGCUUCCAUGAAGUAUAUUUAAUUUGAAUUUUUUUCCUCUCGUAACAAUUACACACUGAAAAUUUAUUAAUAUAUAUACACACACCUAUUUUUUAUGUUUGUGUGUUUUUUAGUUUUACUAUUUAUAUGAAUGUUUUUUUGUGUAGGUACUAUAUAUGUUUUUAAAUUUCGAUUUUACUCAGACUUGCUACAAACGUAAAUUAAUGUAAUGUAGUUAAAUAAACGAAUCUAAAAUCUACAGAUUGGAAGGUUUUUGAUUCUGCAAAACUGUAUCCAGUUCAAUUUAUUACUAAAGUUACCAGUCAUUUAAUG